Molecule: messenger RNA, 603 nt
Organism: Botrytis byssoidea
Lineage: Eukaryota; Fungi; Ascomycota; Leotiomycetes; Helotiales; Sclerotiniaceae
Exons: 1
Coding region: 1-603 (200 amino acids)
Source: RefSeq, a predicted model, not a curated record
AUGCCACCUCCAGCCCAACAAUCCCGUCCCUUUCUCUCAACUUUCCUCGCCUCCUUCCGCUCCUCCCAACUCUCCUCUACUCCCAUCAUAAGCAACAAUAGCUCUUCCUCGCACCAAAAGCCUGCUCACGCACAUUCACAUUCGCAAUCCACACCUUCACAACCACGCCAAAUAACUACCAGCACAAAAUCGAACGCUACAUCAAGUGCUCUAAGAGGAAUCGAUCGAAAUCGCGGAACAACCGGCGGAAGUAGUCCUGUGGGAAGCUACGAUUCGAGUCCUAGCCCCGCUGCCUCGAGUUAUCUGAACCAAAAUUCAAAUGCGAAUCCAAAUAUAUCGAAUCCCGCAUCUCCAACCUCAAGUUCGAAUCAGAUUUCAAAUCAAAAUGCACCGUAUCACACAAACAAAUAUGCAGGCUUCAAAACAUCAGCAGAUAGAAGAGGAAGCGAUAGUAGCUCGGAAGGCUUUCGAGAUGUAAUGGGCAAGGAGAAAUGGUAUAUUGGGGGACGCACGCAGGGCGGAGAGGAGAGAUAUUUUCAGCUCGGAGUGAUAAAGAGGAGAAGGAGUGGAGGAGAGAUGAGUUUGGAUCGAUUGAGUUUGUGA